AUGGAUGAAAUUUGUAAUAUAUUAAAGGAAUACGAAUACACAGAAACAGCAAGUGAUAAUAUAAUUGAUUUAUUCAAAGAAUAUAGCCCUAGCACGAAAGAUAAAGCGGAGGUUCAUUCGAGACUUAAAAAAAUAAAAUGUACUAAACUAAUGGCCUUUGAUGCUAACGGUUUGUACGCUUCCGCCAUGUCGGAUUUAGAUAGCGAAUAUCCGAGGGCGGAAAGUGGUAGACCAUUUCGACAAGAAGAAAAUAAAGAAUUAGUUAAUAAGCAGAAAUUCAGACCUAGAACUGCUAUUUUAAAAGUCUGGUUUGAAUACCAAGAUGUUCUUCCAACCCAUACCAGCUAA
This is a messenger RNA of Lottia gigantea (owl limpet), 348 nucleotides long. RefSeq lists its product as hypothetical. The record is from RefSeq and is a predicted model, not a curated record. The transcript has a single exon. NCBI's taxonomy places the organism in Eukaryota, Metazoa, Mollusca, Gastropoda, Lottiidae. Bases 1 to 348 code for a protein of 115 amino acids.